This is a messenger RNA of Amoebophrya sp. A120, 4437 nucleotides long. The record is from the annotation of a GenBank genome assembly. Lineage: Eukaryota; Dinophyceae; Syndiniales; Amoebophryaceae.
CAGUCCCCGUUUUCGUCCAGCCAGUGCCGAUGUAUGACGGCACUGCCGAUCGCUACGACCAUGACCACCGGCACCAAAUCAUUGCGGAAAAGACGCACGACCUGUCGAUUCACCUGGAGGAUCGCGCCUAUGGCGCUACGACGGUGCUGACUCUGGCGUUUCUGCUGUCCAUUUCAUCGCCAGUGGAAAGGCUUGUUUUGCGAAUACCCGAGGACUACCAAAUGGUCAAAGUUGGCUCGGCUGAGCUGCAAGAUGCAGAUGACCAAACCUGUCCACUGAUUGACCUGCAAGAAUCCCCCAGCAUGAAAUUCCAGCCAGACGGAGGGAACAAGCCGGGAAAUGGGCAAGCAGCUUCUGGGUCAUCUGACGCUGCUCAACAACAAUCUGCAAGUACUGAGAUGAACGAUCGCGUGCUGCGCUACCUGCCCGCCGCAAAAGUUUCGUUUUCCGAAUGUGUGAAGCGAAAAAACGCAAACCUGUUUGACAUCUCCUUUUCCAAAAACGAUCUCCUCUGCCCGUUUCAGCCAGAAGUGACGAACGUGCACUGCAGCGAGCCGGGACGCGGCGCCGUACACGCAAAAGUAGAAGAGGCGAAGCAAGGCACUGGGCACGUAGAGCUGCGACAGCAAUACGCACUCCAGCUGCUUGUCCAUUUGCCCGACCGCAAGCAGUUUUCUUUGAAUGACUUCCGUUUGACAGCAGUGAGCACUAUGCCGAGUACCAAGCAUCUAGGCACUGAAAAAGAUGACGUGCCCGAGGGGAACGCGGAGGACGUAGCAACUGGAAAAGCGGUGCCAGGUAUGCAUAUGCACGAGGUGACGGUCACGAUUCAUGCAGAUGGGCCAGCUUUGAAACAGCGAACAGCAACCCGAUCGGAGGAGCUCGAUUUCGCGCAGAGGGAAAAGGAAAGGACUGAAUGCACCUACUCCCAAUGGGUCGACUGGAACUGCAACACGGAGUGCGGUGGGGGCGUUCGGUUGCGCACACGACGAAUGCUCCUCAAAGGCUGUGCUGAACCAGAACCCGUGACAGAAUUCAUCCCUUGCAACACGUUCCCUUGCGAAGCGAAUUUGCAGUGCCAAAUCAGCCCAUUUGCGGCUAACGAGCCGCCGUUAUGCUCGUCUACCUGCUGCGGCGGUCAGCGAAGCUACCGGGAUGGUAUGUACGGGGGGCACUGUCCGGACUACAUGGAUUUUGGAGUAGAGUUAUCACAGGGAAUAAAAGUGCUAAAUGUUCUUAACGGACUUUCGCAUGCUGGAAUACACGAGAAAUGAUGCGCCGCAGGUUUGUAUUUUUGCAUAGCAUGUAUCAUGAUACUGAUCAUACAGAUAGAUAGCGAACAUUAGUCAUGGAUGAUUGCAAGAGUGUGAUGAAUAAGAAUGCCUCAACACGAACCGCGUUAACGUUAAGCACUUCUUUUUUGUCUGAUAAGAGCGUCAUGAGCCGUGCGUAACACAAGAGGAGGAGCAGGAGGGCAAAGCAAUCAGCCAGGGCGUUGAUGCGCCGGAAAAGUCAGCGGCAGCACGGACAGAUUCUUCAGCAAGUUCACCUUCAAGCGUCUCUGGUAGCACCCGCAACGAGGAACAAGCGCAGGAGAAUUCCAGAAACGACCCCAUGCUCCACAACAUUGAUCCACCGCAAGGGAGUAUCGCAAGAAAAAAACUGUCUCGGUCCUCUCAAACCGUUGCAGGCUCAGCAACGGAAAUUUGCUCAGCAUGACCUGGCAAGCCUGCGAUGCGUCAGACGCAAGGGAAAACACAUAUGGAAGACGAUAGUCUUGCAUGUCGAGCAUGACAAAAGACGGUCUCAAGCUGCUCCAAAAUGCGCAUUACAGGUUGCGGCCGAGAUGACAGGAGUUUUUUCUCACGAUAUAGAGUACGAGUACCCAGUGGCGCGGGUACCAAGCGGACUGCGAGUACGAAGUCGACGAGGAUGGGAAUGAGGUAUGGACGCCUACGGGGGAGUGCUCCGAAUUCUGCGGACAGGGGCUGGAGCAUUUCCUUCGAAUGACCACGAACAAGCGGUUUUCGCAGGACUGCCCGAUCCCGCAGAAGUAUGAGUCCUGCAUCGGAGUUGCUAGCACCAUGCUCGGCGAAACUACCUGUCGACCGUUCAUGUUACUUCUGCGGCGCCCGGGCGAGAUGCAGUACUUGUACGAACUCGAAAUGGACGCUAUGAACUUUCUAGCCCAAGAACAGGAGACGAUCGCUUCGAACAAGAAAGACAAAUCUGCUGCCGGAGGACAAGACACAUCAACAUCUUCUGGAGGCAAGACCACAUCCACGGAAACCUCCGACAGUAGAAACCCAGUGGCCCUUACCGGAUCCGUGUUUGAAGUUACUCUGAUCUUUCAACCGAAAUAUCAAAUGCAAAAAUCAAAAUGUCUAGUUCUGUAAGAUUUAGAUUGCUAGGUUUGUCAUGUAGGUUUUCCAGCAUGACCCGCGCGGUGGCGGUCGCGGUCUGGCAUGCACGGCCUAGCAUGACAGAUUCUGCGAGAUCUCUGUCAUGCCUUUCCUGCAUGAGAAAUUGCCUCUAAACUUGUUCAAAAGUGGACAACUUUUGGUUAUCUUGCAACACAAAUUUUUUCACGAUCCAGAUGUUUGAUGUAGCAUGACAAGUUACACUCUUCCAGACCCAGACAUAUUUGCAAUGCAUACGAAGUCUUCCGGCACCAUGCUAGAGGUCACUGCGCCUCCGGGGUACUCGUUCCUCCCUGAUGCAGGUACCAAGGCGGAGAGUCAACUGAUCGCGGCUGGGGAAGCGGGCGUGCCCUGUCCAGAGUCCUUGAUUCGGGAUUCGAGCUUGCCCAUGUUAAAGUCUUACGUCGAAAACCCAUGCACCGUGACACUGACAAGUACUACAGGCGAGGAGUCCGCCUCGAUGAUGGAACAACAAGAACCGUCCGCAUCUCUUCAGGUUCAGGUUGCGAAAACCACCGCCGGUGAUGAAAUCGAGCAGACCUUGGAAAAAUCGUCACAGUCGAGCAGAUAUCCUGUGCAAGAGUAUCGCACUCGUAUAAAUGCAUUACCAAUUAUUUUCUCAGCAUGAGAAAUAAAAUUUGUAAAUGCGGAUUUGCCUAACGAAAAAGAUUUGUAAUGCAUGACUGCAAUUACCACGAGUGCGAUACUUUUGCAGUUCAUAGCAGACCUCAGCAGCGCGCGAGUGACGGUGACAAACAGUCGGCCGCCAAAGGAGGACUUCUGCCAGAUGGCACUGCGGAUCGUGACGGGGCAGCGCCGGUGGGAGGGGUAAAAAGCAAUAAAGAGACUGGCACUAAAUCGAAAUCCGACAGCACGGCGAAGCCGAGCGCCAAACCACCGCAGAAGAGUCAAACCAUCCGACUGGACCUGCACGACGUGGUGACCCCGAAAAGACCUCCGCGAAGCGUGUGCUGGCUUGCGCGGGGGAGCGAGUCCGAGUGGUAUGAGGAGAACAAAAACUCCAAGCUUUGUCUGAUUAGACACCCCCGCACGUACUACUUGACCGUCGCGGUGGCAGCGCCGACGAGCUUGUGCAACGGCAGCUUCGAGCGUGUUGAAGUCGGGUUUGACCUCUCGGAACUCCGUUGCAAAGAGGACCCGGGGUUCUGGAGCUACACCGUGAAGGGCCGAAAGACCGCGACUAUGGCGCGGACGCGGGCUAUGGGAGUGUCAGGAUUGAAAUCGGCAAAGUUGAAAUAAGAAGAACUUGUAAUGCAUGCAAUCGAUACCAGUUGGAAGCCUAACUGCCAAGCGGCGCAUGACAAACUUCGACACCGUCCAAAUCCAGUUUGUCAUGUUGUUUAGGGACAGAAGGCGUCCUCUGUCAUGCUACUUUAGCAGCUGCAUCGCAGACCCCAAACAGGCUGACGGUCGACCUCACUUGCCAUCCCUGCAAGAGAGGCACUUCAUGCCUUGCAGUUUAUGCAUGAGAAAUUAUUUCAACUUUGACGAUUUCAAUCCUGACGGUUCCAUACGGGCCCACUCGAGGGUGAUGAAGGCGCGCUCCGCUAUGGCGCUCUCAACUGUUACAUUCUCAGCUGUUACAUGAAUUUGUCAUCCAAAAACAGCAAUAGGGAAAGGGGCAAGCUUGCAAGUCUUGCAUCACCAAUCUGGCACGGAUUUAGAUGCUGUUUAGCCCUUCGACAAUUUGUCAUGCGAAGCAGCGUGAUUAUCUUGCGGCCCCUGGUCAUUUUGCAUGACAAAUCAUGUAACAGUUGAGAGUGUAACGCUUGGGAACGCCAUAUCCGUGGUGGACAGCUUGGACACCGACAGCUUUGUCACCGCGGGAAAGGUUUCCUGUGGCGUCUCGCGACCCUGUCCGGUGGAGAAACCCUAUUGCCGGGCGGAGUUCGACGGGGUUUGCACCGCAGAGUCGGAGUUUUUCGGGAUCCCGUUGCAGAGAAUGGACCGCGGAGCCGCGGAAGAUCCUGGGGAGGUUGUGAAGGCAGAGGUGUAG